This is a messenger RNA of Trifolium pratense (red clover), 1248 nucleotides long. Its product is annotated as vesicle transport protein GOT1-like. The transcript has 7 exons. Gene Ontology annotation, biological process: retrograde transport, endosome to Golgi; endoplasmic reticulum to Golgi vesicle-mediated transport. The record is from RefSeq and is a predicted model, not a curated record. Bases 338 to 760 code for a protein of 140 amino acids. Lineage: Eukaryota; Viridiplantae; Streptophyta; Magnoliopsida; Fabales; Fabaceae.
GUGGCUCCACAAAAAUUAAAAUAUAGACCGUCUUCAUUUUCUUCGUUAAGAAGACACAAAUUCUCGUUUUCUAUUGGCCAAACAACAUCAUCGAUUAUUAUUACUCGUAUUAUUAUGCAACUUAAAACACGAAAAGAUCGAACCAACAAAACGAACCAAAGCAAAGCAAAGAAACUGAAAACAGACACAGUUGAAAACAAUCACACUGUAGCUCACGCGCCUCUCUAUAACCAAACUCCCGCCACCGCUCCCGCCACCAAUCGCCACUACGUUACGCCGCUCCACUCUCCGGCAACCGUGAAAGCAAGCACUUGAACAUUUGAGUUAUUGGUAUAAAAUGGUUUCCUUUGAGAUGAAUGAUCGCAAGAAGAUUGGAUUGGGAUUAACGGGCUUUGGUAUAUUUUUCUCAUUCCUUGGCGUUAUAUUCUUCUUCGACAAGGGUUUGCUAGCAAUGGGAAAUAUCCUCUUUGUUUCCGGAGUGUCCCUGACCAUUGGACUGAAAUCCACAAUGCAAUUCUUCAUGAAACGUAGUAAUUUCAAGGGGACAGUUUCAUUUGGUAUAGGAUUCUUGAUUCUUAUAAUGGGGUGGCCUAUUUUGGGCAUGAUUGUGGAAUCUUAUGGGUUCCUCAUACUUUUCAGUGGCUUCUGGCCUACACUGUCUGUUUUCUUGCAGAAGAUUCCUGUUCUUGGUUGGAUUGUUCAACAGCCAUAUAUUCGAUCGUUGUUUGACCGCUAUAGAGGUAGACGAGUGCCUGUGUAACACCUGGAUCGGUGGAAACAUGUUUUAACUGCUAGCAAAUGCAUAUGUAAGUCAAUGUAAAGAAACUACUUGAUACAGAAAUCUAGCUCCGAAUUGCGUUCUCAUUUUAAUGUUAGAAAAUUGUCAUGAUAGUCCUUUUAAUCAAAAGAUGGAAAAGAAAAAGGUUUUGGUUUUCAUUUUACAACUUCUUGCUUAGUCCCCUUUUCAACUCUCAUUCUUGAUCGAACAUUGAGUUGCCAGUUAUGCAAGUUCACUCCUACAUUACUAUUUAAUCGGAGUGACACCUUUGAAAAUGGUUGUACUCGGGGAGUAUCAUGGUGGCAUUUAUUUACUACUCAGUCAAAGUAAUAUAUAGCAAAUGGAGUUCGUCCAACAAUAUGGGACUUUAUUUUUUAAUUCUUUUGUAAUGUACUCUUCGGGUGUGAGUUGGAAUUGGCUGUGACAUUAAAUUCUGUGAAACAUAUUGUCCUAUUGAUUCUCGUGGCCUA